Oryza brachyantha (malo sina) is the source of this 1072-nucleotide messenger RNA. RefSeq names its product mitogen-activated protein kinase 7. The record is from RefSeq and is a predicted model, not a curated record. Bases 66 to 569 code for a protein of 167 amino acids. NCBI's taxonomy places the organism in Eukaryota, Viridiplantae, Streptophyta, Magnoliopsida, Poales, Poaceae. The transcript has a single exon.
AACGCGCGACUUCCCGAAGCGCGCUCAGCGGCGAGGGGCCCGGCGCCACGCGGCGUGACGGCCGGAUGCGCGCCACGCCGGUCGUCGCCAUGCGCGCGCAUGCCCCAGCCCCACGUCCGCGCGCGGGUGGUUUGGCCAAUUGGUUGCUUCAUAUACGUGCCCACCACUGCACUUGGCCGCGAGGCGAGGAGAAGCGGAACCGCGCCAUGGAGGCCGCCGCCGGCGAAGGCGAUCGGAAGCGGAAGAGGGACGUGGCGGAGGAGGUGGGCAUCGCGGAGGAGGAGGUGGCGGAGCUGAUGCGGUGGCUGGAGACGGAGAUCUCGUCGGCGCCGGCGCCGGCGCCGGCGCCGGCGUCCAAGGAGGAGGAGGACGACGACGACCCUGCGGCUGCACAGGGGUUCGUCACCAUCAACGGCAACGAGGAGAGCUGCGGCCCAUCCUUCUCCGCCGCGGCGUCCACCGUGAUGGCCUCCGUCGACACCCGCGCCGGGGCUCCAUCCCCGCCUACCGUCCCCUGGCCGCUCCCGCCGCCGCCCCCGACGAGGGCGUGGCCGAGUUCGAGCUACUAGUGACGUACGUAGCGUCGCGUAUGCGUGUUUCGUUUUGCCGUUUUUGGGGCGGGCACUUCGCCGGACUGUACAGUGUCAGGUGCCGGAAACGGAAACCCAGCACGGAAAUGUGGGUGAUUACAUUUAAUUCCUCUCUUCCUUAUUACUACAGCUGCUUCUCAGAAUAUAUAGAUUCCAGAGAAAGUUCGUCGUCGUCCAUCGAGGCUUGGAGCAUGCAGGCAUUGGUGCCAUGAUCCAUCCAUUGAUGGCCGGUCGGUAGAGAGUAGAGGCAGUCUCAGUAUGGCUGCAUAUGCACAGUGACAAUAACAAAUGUCUGCCCAGCCCAUCAGAAAGAGUGUAAUGCAGACGUUGAUCACACCCUAGGAUGCAGAGUGCAGUGCUUCCUUCAAGGCAUUCAAACACAUGCAUUCAACAGCACUGCUAGCAGCUCACAUUACUGCCAAGUUCCAUAAUAUGCUAGGGCCACGUUCUUGCCCUCCUAUAAGUUAACUUAUUCGCCUCGU